Messenger RNA from Phascolarctos cinereus (koala), 2262 nucleotides. NCBI's taxonomy places the organism in Eukaryota, Metazoa, Chordata, Mammalia, Diprotodontia, Phascolarctidae. The record is from RefSeq and is a predicted model, not a curated record.
GGAAAACCGUAAGCUUCCUAGCGUCUAGGGCCAGUUCAGGACAAAUUGCGAGGUACAUAAUACUCCUGUCGGGUAUGGUGCCCUUCACUCCUAUCUCUCCCUGCUUUUUAAUCUAUCAUAUUACCCCGCCGAUCCAUCCGACUCAAGGGUCCAAGGAAGAGCCGAGAGACGACCUCCGGCCCUGCUCCCCUCCCUUUUCUCCUAGAGUCUCGCAGCAAUUCUGGAGGCAGCGAUGGAAACCCCCGGCUUCACGUGGAGGAGCUAGGCAGCGACCAGUGGACCGAAGGGAGGAUAAAUGGCAUGUCCCGGCCCAAGAGGGUCUCCUAGCUCCUUUCUAGCCUCCUCGUUUUCUCCAAAUUCUUUGCCUCCUGGUUCCUGGUCUCCAUCUCUCCCCCCCCCCACUGUCUCCCAAGCUCCCUUGCUCAGGGACGAUGACGUCACACCCCAGCCCCCCGCGCGCCCCUCACUGAGCUGCUGGUUCUGUCUCUGGCCAGACCCCACGGGCCCCCGGACCCCAAUCCCCGCGCUCGCCAUGGCUGGCGCCGAGGUCCUGAUGCUACUCCUGCUGCUGUACCCUGGGCUGCUGCCGCUUGCCACGGCCGCCCGUGGGGACCCGUUCGCCCAGCAGCUGGGCCCCACCAGCUCGUGCCAGAUGCAGUGCAGUCUCUGGAUUCCUCACGCGGGGGGCGGCGGUGCAGAGGAGGAGCUGCAGAACGCCUGCGCCCGGGGCUGCCGCCUCUUCGCCAUCUGCCGCUUUGUGACGGCCAGCACCGAGGCCAACGUCACUCUGGCCGAGUGCAAAGCAGCCUGUCUGCAGGCCUAUGACCAGGCUCGAGAACAGCUGGCGUGCACUGAAGGAUGCUUGAGGCAGAUGCCUGGUUCGCAGAGACCUUCAUUUCCACCUCUACCUUCACCUUCUUCACCUCCACCUGAGCACCAUAAGAGACAGAGACCAGUACCUCCAUCUGACACCAUUUCAGUGACGGAUGUCUUAUCCAAUCUGUGUAAUAAGUUGAUCAGCUCAGCCCAAAGCUUCAUCUCCUCCACUUGGACCUACUACCUACAGGCAGACAAUGGGAAGAUGGUAGUUUUCCAGUCACAGCCUGAGAUGGACGCACCUAACCCAGAAGCAACUCAAAACCAUGCCGAGGUGACCUUCCCAGUGGAUCUCCAUCCAGGUCCUAAAGAGAAAAAAGUGAAAACUAAAGGCAAAAUGACCCAAGAGACCUCCACGGACUCCCAGCCAGAACACAACUUCCUGGGCUGCAUGUCCAAGCGGUCUGGAUUGCCCAAGUGGAUCCUGGCCUCCUGCCUCCUCUUUUCGGUGUUUGUCAUGCUGUGGCUCAGCUGUGCCAGUCUUGUGACUGCACCAGACCAGCACAUCCGGAACCAGCCACUGAGCAUCUCUGGGGACAAGAAUUACUUGGAUAACCUGGAAUGGCCCUUGGCCCCGGCUCCUGCCCCCAUGGUAGCCGUAGCUGUGGAGCCCCGGGAAGCCGGCUCCUUGCCCCUAAAGGUGGAGAUGGACCGUACAACUCUCUAAAUCCCAGAGCACCCUGGAGUUGGAGUUGUCCCUUUCUGCAAACCUCAACCCAUGGAAGCCUCAGUGAUAAAGGGAGAGGGAGAGAUUCAGGGCUCCCACCCCUCUAGGACAGCUCCCCCACCCCGACUCUGCUGCCCAAUCCUUCUAGGCCUGGAAAAGUCCCCCUACUGGACCCCAAGGAAUAAUCCCCAAAUAGUCCCCUUCUUCUCUAGUACCUGUUGUCCAGGGAUAUGUGAGUAUGAAUGGGGGGGAUGAUUUGGUCUGAGUUGGGAUAGGGCAGGAAGAGGGUCUUGGCUUCUUCCUCCCCACCCUUUCCCCUUUUACUCAUCCUACAUUACUCCCAGCCCAGUGUAGCUCAGCAUGUGAGUUUUGGCCCAGCCUUCCUACCCUUCCCACCCUUAGCCACUCACCCAAAGGGCAUCUGGACCCAGUUGAAGCUGAUUUCUCUUCCCAUUCCCUUCUCCUUUACCUCCACCCUAGAUUAAUUUAUUAUUAUUUUCUAACUUGUGAUCCUCGGCCCCUUCUGACUCAUUUUCCUCCCGGUUCUCUUGGGCUAGAGUUAGUUGGGGGAGGGGAAGGUUCUUGGGAACCCCCCCUACCCCACCUCCCAGUCUCCACCAUUCAGUGACACCAGGCAGCUAGCUGGAGGCUGGCAGUGGAUGGGGCCAGUUGCUGGGGUGAGAGGAAUAAUAGGGAGUGAAUAAAAUCUUUAUAACUGA